Molecule: messenger RNA, 2033 nt
Organism: Phlebotomus papatasi
Lineage: Eukaryota; Metazoa; Arthropoda; Insecta; Diptera; Psychodidae
Gene: DNApol-epsilon58
Product: DNA polymerase epsilon subunit 2
Exons: 2
Coding region: 74-1636 (520 amino acids)
Biological process (GO): DNA-templated DNA replication; error-prone translesion synthesis
Cellular component (GO): epsilon DNA polymerase complex
Molecular function (GO): DNA binding
Source: RefSeq, a predicted model, not a curated record
GCAUGACUGGCAUGAAUAAAAGCGCGGGAUAACCUUAAAAUUUUUCAAUGGCGCAGAUGUUUUUCUUAAGAAAAUGAGUGAAAAUCCAGAAAUCCGGCGUUUAAUCAUUUCAACUUUUAAGCUAUGUGGCUACACAAUCCGAUCUGGAUGCCCCUUUUUAGUGGAGGAAUUGGCAAAGAUUCCACAGGAGGAUCAUCGGAAGUUGCUGGAGGAUAUGUGUGAUCAUGUUCAGAGGCAGAAUUUAUCAGCUCCUGUCCUGGAGCAGCAGCAUCUCGAGUUAGCCUUCAAGGAGAGUCAGAAUUACGGCCUCAAUGAGAGUGAAACAGUGUUCAGUGUCAUUCCGGAUGCUUUUGCCAUCCCCUCCUUUGUCUACGACAGCGAGAGGAAGAAGUUCCUUCCAUCUGGGCAGGUAAGAAGCCUACUGGGGGACUCUGGGGCUAAGGGGGAGUGCCUGAGGAAUCGUUACUACAUGCUGUGGCAGCGAACAGCUCGCCAUGAGAUGUUCUCAAAGAGCGUCCUGGACAGGAAUGCGGCAGGAUUUGUGCUGCGGAGAGUGGAAAAUAUCCUGUGUACGUCAAAGAUGAGGGAUGUGGUGAUAAUGGGUUUGUUCACCAAAUUCAGCGAUGGGAAAUUUCAUGUGGAAGAUCCCACUGGGACGAUAGCAUUGGAUAUGACCGAUGCCAAGAUGCAUUCUGGCUUAUUCUGUGACGGAUGCUUCGUUCUGGUUCAGGGAAAGUACCAGGAGGGGAUACUCAAAGUGUCUAGCUUGGGAUUUCCUCCACCAGAAGCUGCCAGUAGCAGCAGGGCGUACUUUGGAACUGCCAAUACCUGGGGAGGACCCAGCAAGACUCUCUUGAAGUACUCACAGCGCCUGAAGACUGUUGAACUCACGGAUACAGAGGCCACGAUAAUCUUCCUUUCGGACUGCUGGCUAGACGAUGAGACAGUGAUGGAGAAGCUGAGAGUCCUCUUUGAGGGCUACGAUGACAGUCCUCCUGUAGCCAUUGUCCUAAUGGGUCCAUUUACCAGAAUCCUCGAGCAUUAUCGCGUGCUGAAGGAGAGAUUCACAAAAUUGGGCAACAUUGUAGCUCAAUGUCCCUCAAUUCUCGCUAAAACGGACAUAGUAUUCGUUCCUGCAGCUGAUGAUCCUCCCUCCAGCAACAUCCUGCCCCGUUCAGCACUUCCGGACUUCCUGCUGUCAGACCUUAGAAGAAAAGUCCCCCGUGCAGUGGCUGCGACAAAUCCCUGCCGAUUGCAGUACUGCACCCAACAGAUCACAAUCUUCCGGAUGGAUCUGGUCACCAAACUCUGCCGCAAUGCCAUUAAAUUCCCAGAAACUGGCCUGAUUGAAGAACAUGUGGCCAGGACUCUCGUCUGCCAGGGCACUCUGGCACCGAUGCAUAUGAACGUGAUGCCCAUUCUCUGGCAGUUUGACGCUUCCCUCUCCCUCUAUCCUCUCCCCGACCUCGUGGUCCUCGGAGACUCAACCAAGAGCUUCACCACGGACCUCCAAGGCUGCACGAUACUCAACGUUGGCUCCUUCCCCAAAAGCAACUUCUCCUUCAAAGUCUACGUCCCCCAUAAUCGCACCGUCGAGGACUCCAUGAUCCCCUCCGAUGAUUCUGACCAGCCAUAAAGUCGAAAUAAUAAAAGCCCAUUUUUUUUUUGUCUAAAAUAAUGCAUUUCUUAGUAAUCUCCUAUACAACACUAAAGCUAAAAUAUCACUUUCAACUUGGAUUAAUUUUUUUUGUGUUAGGUGUCGACAGAGACAUUUUUUUCUUCUUAAAAUUUACACAGAGAAUACAUUAUGAAGCAGGAAACACAGGAUGUAUUUAGCUAGGAAGUUCUGUGCAAGAGCCUCAGCUACUAAUUCUUAUUAGAAUGCAGAGAUACUUGAUCUUUUAGGCCACGCCUCUUUAUGAAAAAUACCUUAAUUGAGGUUAAAUUGAGGCGUGGCUUAUUUUCUUUACAGGCGAGACUUCGAUCUUAGCAAAAUUCUAAAAUGAUUUUAAAGUUUUUAGGUUAUUGGAUUU